CGAUAAUUUGGCGACUCGGGUCCAGAGUUGCGAGGGUUUUAAGGCUCCCUAUAAUAACUGACGUGUUUUGUGUCCUUUCCCUCGUGUGGAGCGUGUGGAGUGUGUGGCCGCUGCUCCUCCACCUCCUGCACACACCGGGGAGGAAGAAGAGGACGUGGAGGGAGGAGACAAGCGAGGUGAUGGGGCUAAUUAGCAUUCUUCUCACCUGUCUGUCUGUCUGUGGGGUCGGUGCCUACCUGUAUUAUUACCUGGCGAAGAAGAGGAGGAGGCGUGAGUGGGCGGCAUGUGGGCGUGUGGUUGUUCACUGUCCUCCCCCCGGGGCGCUGACCCCCUGUGUGUCCCCCUUCGCGGUCAAGCUGAUGACGUACCUAAGGAUGGCAGGGAUUCCGUACCAGCUAGACCACACCGAGCCCCUGUGGGAGACCUGGCUCACCCCGUGGAUAACCCUGGAGGGGGGGGAGGAGCUGGGGGACUCUGGGGUCGUGGUGGCGAGGCUGCAGCGGAGGGGGGGGGCGGCGCACCCUUCCUCGGGGCUGUCGGCAUCGAGGUCAGCUGUUGCGAGGGCGAUGAUGGUGAUGGUCGAGGAUCACCUGACUUGGUGUUUACGAGUGUGGCGCAUCAAGGUGGACGCCGGGCGGAACCUGUUUGAAGGCGCCACGAGUCCGCCAUCUUGGUACGUCCGUCUAGGCCUUCCCCUCUAUGUAUGGUUGAGGUCUCGUACCCUUAACCAGCAGGGGAUUGGUCGCCUCCCCCAUGCCAUUGUCCAAAGAGCUGUCUGGGAGGAUCUGAACGCCCUAUCUGGUUAUUUAGGGGACAAGCUGUAUCUGAUGGGACAAGAUAUGAUGGAGGUAGACUGCACAGUGUUCGCCCAAAUGGUUAAUAUCCUCAACAACUAUCAACGGUCUCCUUAUGCUACCAUGCUAAGAGAUGAGUUCCCCAAUCUUGUUCAAUAUGUGGACAGAAUCAAAGGAAAAAUUUGGCCUGAUUGGGAUGACUGCUUGGCCCACUAACCUCCUCCUCCUCAUCCUCCUCUUUCUCUUCCUCUUGUUCCUCUUGUUCCAUGGACGUGAAGGGAAGAGAAGGGAAGGGAAAGGAAAGGGAAGGGAAAGAAAGGGAGGGAA
Messenger RNA from Eriocheir sinensis (Chinese mitten crab), 1121 nucleotides. Its product is annotated as failed axon connections homolog. Lineage: Eukaryota; Metazoa; Arthropoda; Malacostraca; Decapoda; Varunidae. Gene Ontology annotation, cellular component: cytoplasm. The transcript has 7 exons. The record is from RefSeq and is a predicted model, not a curated record. The coding region runs from base 180 to 1010 and encodes 276 amino acids.